GAAAGAGCAGUGCAACGUAGAGUUGCGCAAAGUUGUCAAGAGUGCGAUAGCUGGCUGGUGCAGCGCUGCGUGUUGGUGGAGAUGCCCGCGCUAGACGAGGGCGGUGCGCCACACUAUAUGCGUAUGCUCUGGCAAGUCAAAGGCCUUGACGCAUGGAUUGAACUGAAUCCAGCCAACAUCACUUAUUGCCUGAGAGCAUUGAGGGAAUCACCACCAGAAGAAGCCAAAGAGAAGAAGCCAAAAGCAUCGCCCAAGCGCAGGCGCAAGUUGAAGCGGCGUCUGUCUGAUGCACCUGCAGGGCAUCCAGACGCAGAGGAGCCAAACGCAGGCCGUGAAGGAGAUCCUGCGGGCCUGCAGAUGGGCUUGGAGCUUGGAGAUGACAAGCAGACUCGGUAUGAAACCGUGAAGCUUGCGCCACAGG
This is a messenger RNA of Durusdinium trenchii, 421 nucleotides long. The record is from the annotation of a GenBank genome assembly. Lineage: Eukaryota; Dinophyceae; Suessiales; Symbiodiniaceae.